GUUUGGAGAGUAACAACAGGUUAGGAAUUAAGUUAUUAGGUUAUGUCAAAAAAAAUAAAUAAAAAAAAUGCUGCAAACAUGACUAUGGCAAAUUAUACGUUGUUAUGUGUUCAUGGAAAUGAUCGUUAUUUGUCCGGCGUCUCCCCACUCCUAUCGGCGCCCGAUCAUUGUGCGUUUGUGUGCCUGACGCUCACAACAUUCCCGGCUCGCGCGUAUUCACGUGUGUUUUACUGUUUUAGCGUCGUCGCCUGCCAGGACCAAACUGAAUUUUCUGUUAAUUAUUAAAUGAUAAUAUGAGUUUCAUUACAGUCUAUUUAGUCGAACUACAUUGAUCGCUGCUAGUCACUUCUUUUUUUUGUUCCUACGAGUGCCGCUGUCCGAUUCCACCAUGAAUCCAAGGGAACUCCAUAGUCAGAAUUUUGAUCUCUGCAGAAUUUGUCUGCGUGAGCCGGAGUCCCACAGAGACAUGUCGUUUCUUAGUGUUUGUGAACGUGUCUUACACGCUCCCCAGAAUUUGAGCAUAAAUAAUCUUAUGUCUGAACUGCUUGGAAUCAAGAUCGACUUCACUGAUGUCAAACCUAGGAUUGUUUGUGAAGUCUGCUGCAGUUCACUGGUUUCCUUUUAUGAGUUUAAGGCGAAAGCGGCUGAAUCUGAAAUUGUCGUCAAUUACAUUGCUACAAGAGGAUUUCAUGUUACUAGGCCUAGCACUUCCAUUGAAUCAACUCCAUCACCGAUGUUAACAAAUAAUGACCAAUCAUCUCAGGAAUCUUCGUCCAACCAUUCUCAACUUCAAUCACAUGAAUCAAAUAUGUUUGGUGCUUCUACGUCCAGAGCUUUCUAUAGAGAUGUUCCAUUAGAGGAUAAUGAAGAGUCUACUCAGGAAUCUACUUCAUCAACGAUGUCAGAGAAUGACCAAGUAUCUACUCAGCCAUCUACUUCAUCACAGAUGUUUUUUAGUAAUAUCAAUGAAUCAACACAGGCAUCUACUUCUUCAUCUACGUUAAAUUAUACUCAAGUAAAACCACUAAGAUCAAAUGAAAUAAGAACAAAUGUACAUGGCCGUAGCAGAGGUGUUUCUAGUAGAUCAAUUAUUGCUAAUCCUUCAAAUUCAGAAUUUGUUGAAGAAUCAAAUGACGAUUGCAUAUUAGUAGAAACUCCAAUAGAAACUGUUGAUUUAACGUUAAGCAAUGAAAGUGAAAAUAUCGAUGAAGAAUCAUCUGACUACGAAGAAUCAGUUGUAUUAUCCCACCAUGAUGAAACCGUUGAAUUAUCAUCAGACGGUGACAAUAAUAUGAAUUUCAAAAAUAAAAAUAAAAAUAAUAAGACUGAAAAAUUAUACUACUGUUCAAUCUGUAAAAAGAAGAAAAUCCUCAACCAUGAUUGUUCUCAACAAACUAAAUCUUUUUUUACUUGUUUGGUCCCUAAUUGUAACAUUUUAUCAAGAUCAAAAACACAUUUUACAUCACAUUAUCGACAGCAUAUUGGUAUGUCUUCAUCAGCAGUUAUGUGUCCUCGUUGUUUUCAAAAAAUAGAACAAUCUAACAUUGAUGGCAAUGGUUGUCAUGUACACUGUAACACUUUAAAUGCAUUUAAAUGUUUUACAUGCAAUGUUGUAUUUAAGAGUAUGCAAGAAUUAGCCUUUCAUAAAUUAAAAACACACAAUGGCCUUUUGAUGGAUGUACAUGGUAAUUAUUUAUGUUUACAUUGUGAAGAAUCAUUUCCGGAACUAGCAGUCAUAAAUGAUCACAUGAAGUAUUGUCUUGAAAAUCAGACAAACAAUGCAACUGCAGCUAGCAUGAAGCUUAAAAAACCUACCAGAAAUAAAACAAGAAGAUCUUUUCGGAAAAGUAAUGUAAAGGAUGUAACUGUGCAUAAAAAUCAAAAAAAUUCACUUACAUCAGAACAUGUACUUUUUACUUGUUUAAAACGUAAUUGCAAUCUCAUCUUCCAAACCUUUAGAACUUUUAAACUUCAUUAUCGUUCACAUUUUAAACUUGGGAAUACUUUGAUGUGUUGGCAGUGUUGUAAGCCAUUUUCUGAUAUAUCUAGUCUUAGAAAUCAUCAAUUUAAAAAUAACUGUCGUACCAUUAGCAUGUUCAGAUGUUUUGAAUGUCCUGAAAAAUUUGGUGAUCUUGAAGGUUUGAGUAUUCAUAAAUUUACCUACCAUAAUGGUAAUUUAAUGGCCUGUAAAAAAAAUAGAAAAACUAUUAAGUGUGCAUUUUGUCAAAUGGAUAUUACUAUUUUCGACUUCCAAUCUCAUUUGGCCAAAUGCCAAAAGAAGACUGUAAACAAAACUACUUGUACUAAAAAGGAUACACGCACUUAUAAUUGUUUGAUUUGUGAAAAAGUUUUUUUUUCACCAGUAUCCUUAUCAAAUCAUUCGAGGAUUCACAAUCGGGCUCGAGUAAUGGCAAAUCUGAAAAAAGAAUAAAUACAUUAUCCUAAGAAUUGAAGGCAUCUUAAAUUUAUAAAACUUAAGUUAAAAUCAAUAAACUGAUGAAUUGUUUAUGUUGAAAAAAUGAUCAUCAGUAGCAGAACACUGCAAAAUUUAGACUUUAUAUACUAUUAUUGUACUGGAGUUAAAUUAUUUGUUCUAUUUUAUGUUUUGUUUUAUAUUUGUAUAAAGUACUCAUUUUUUUAUCUUUAUAAUUUAUAUUUUAAUAAUUUUAAUUCAAUAUAACACUUAUUUUGAAUAUGAAUAAUAAUCUGUUUCAUAUAUUUUUUAAGUUUUUUAGUUAGUAGGCGAGGUCAGUGAUGAAAUCGCGUUAAAAUAAGGAUAUUAGAUGUUUUUUAAAUAUAUUAGUACCAUCAAUGAUAUUCAUAGAAUAUUGAAAAUGCCUAGUAUAAUUAACUCUUUUUGGUUUAUUAAUAAUAUUACUAUUAUAAGCUAGUUUUAGUGAAUGCCUAAGGCAGACAAUGUCACAAAAAAUUAAAUAAAAAUAGUUAUUUUUGUAAUUUACCAUUCAUUAUCAUUGUCGAUUAAAAUCAUGCAGUCGAAGAUAAAUGAAGUGAGCUCUAAUAACUAAGUACAAACAACAAAAACAAUUA
Molecule: messenger RNA, 3048 nt
Organism: Myzus persicae (green peach aphid)
Lineage: Eukaryota; Metazoa; Arthropoda; Insecta; Hemiptera; Aphididae
Product: zinc finger protein 84-like
Exons: 3
Coding region: 389-2431 (680 amino acids)
Cellular component (GO): nucleus
Molecular function (GO): zinc ion binding
Source: RefSeq, a predicted model, not a curated record